Messenger RNA from Teleopsis dalmanni, 302 nucleotides. RefSeq names its product keratin, type I cytoskeletal 9-like. The record is from RefSeq and is a predicted model, not a curated record. NCBI's taxonomy places the organism in Eukaryota, Metazoa, Arthropoda, Insecta, Diptera, Diopsidae. The transcript is spliced from 2 exons. The coding region runs from base 69 to 290 and encodes 73 amino acids.
UAUCUGUACAAUAGUUCGAUUUUAUUUUGCAUAGUUAGUACUAAACAAAAACAAAACUAAAAGUCAAAAUGAACAAGAUUUUAUUAUUAGGAUUCUUCCUAUUCAGCAUAAUGACAUGUAAUGGAGACGCUGGCUUUUCGUUCGGAGGCAAUCUUGCUGCUUCAUUUGGUGGUGGUUCGAGUGGUUCUGCUGGAGGUGGUGGAGGUGGUGAAGUUGGUGGAGGUGGUGGUGCGGUUGGUUCUUCUGGAGGUGGUGCUGCUGGUUCUCUUGGUGGUAAGGAUAAAGAAUAAGCUUUAACCAUU